AUAACCUCCUCCUGUGCUUCCGCAAGCAAAUCCCCGAAGGGCAAGGCAGAGCAACAGAUUACGGCACGGUUUGCUAUAUUUGCCCGAGAGAGAGAGAGAAAAGUUCAGCGUCAUUCGGCAGAAAUCAUGGGAGACACAGACGGUGGUGAGUUCACGCGUGUUGGUAUUGGCUUGGGCUCGGGUUCAACUUCAUCUUCUUCUCAGGCGCCCAUCGAUUCUUCCAAUAUCGGUUUUCAGCUUUUGAAGAAGCACGGAUGGAAAGAAGGCACUGGUCUUGGUAUCUCUGAGCAGGGCAGGUUGGAGCCUGUACAGGCUUUUUUGAAGAAGAAUAAAAGAGGGUUGGGAGCAGAAAAAGUCCAGGAGAAGCCACAGAUGGUGGAAAAUUCCGAACAUCCUGCUUCUAACAGAAAAAAUGACAAAGUGUCUUCUGGAAAGAAAGCGAAGGCUAUAUCUAAAAGGAUGAAGAAGUUGCAAGACCUUGAACAGCGGUUGCAAGAAAAGGAAUUUGAGCGGGCCUUUUUCAGGGAAUUCUGGCCAGACAAUGUUUGAUGGUUUCAUUCUCUACCCCUUUCAGUUUAUUAUUGUGUAUGUUUCCUAAGGAUUUGUUUUGCAUACAUCCUCGUAGGCUACCAGGCAGUGCAAAUUUGUUUGCCAAGGUGUAAAAUUACUUUUGGGGAUUACCCAUAGUUCAGCUGCCACGACGAGCACAACUGAGACGCUGUUGCAAGGCUCGCUUUGGCUGCACCAGUAGGCACCCUUGUUGCUAUUUUUUCGCUCGGAUGUUCAUUCUGAACUUUUUGGAGCACCUAAAGAAGGACCAGAAAAUUGUUUUAUUUUUUUAAGUUCAAUUUGGAUGGUAGGGAAAUAAAUAUGCCCGUCUGAUUGUAACUUGGUACCAGUCAAUACUCAAUUAAUGGAAAACCUAGAAUAGCUAAUCUUUAAGCUAAAGAUUUGGCUAUGAUCAGCGCCAUUAAAACUGGUACAGUUUUUGUAGGUUGGUGGGCAGUACUAUCAGCUACUUGCAGCUUUGUCUUGAAUUAUUUCCUGAUUAUUUUGGUGUGUCAGAUGGAAUAUUUUGUUU
Rhododendron vialii is the source of this 1081-nucleotide messenger RNA. RefSeq lists its product as uncharacterized. Bases 127 to 549 code for a protein of 140 amino acids. The record is from RefSeq and is a predicted model, not a curated record. The transcript is spliced from 5 exons. Lineage: Eukaryota; Viridiplantae; Streptophyta; Magnoliopsida; Ericales; Ericaceae. Gene Ontology annotation, molecular function: nucleic acid binding.